This is a messenger RNA of Balaenoptera musculus (blue whale), 603 nucleotides long. Its product is annotated as phosphatidylcholine transfer protein-like. Lineage: Eukaryota; Metazoa; Chordata; Mammalia; Artiodactyla; Balaenopteridae. Gene Ontology annotation, molecular function: phosphatidylcholine binding; phosphatidylcholine intramembrane carrier activity. The record is from RefSeq and is a predicted model, not a curated record.
AUGGCCUCUGCUGCCUGCUGCUUCUCCGAGGAGCAGUUCAGGAAUCUCUGCGCGGAGCUCCAGCAGCCCGGGGUAGGCGGGGCCGGCUGGGAGCUGCUGGUGAAGAGCAUGGGCGUCGGCAUCUAUUGGCAGCUGAACCAACCAACUGGACAUUAUAAGGCCUUUGGUGUUCUGGAUGAUUUCCCACCGGAUCUACUUGCAGAUGUCUAUAUGGACUUCAACUAUAGAAAAGAGUGGGACGAAUUUGUUAAAGAACUUUAUGAAAGAGAAUGCAGCGGAGAGACAGUGGUCCACUGGGAAGUGGAGAGCCCUCCUCCCAAGUUCAACAGAGAUUACCUCUAUGUGCAUCAGUGGCAGGAGCUGGACUUUAAGGAGAAGAUCCAUGUGAUCCUGGCCCAGAGCACCUCCAUGCCGCAGUUUCCAGAGAAGUUGGGCAUGAUCCAGGUGAGGCAGUUCAAACAGAGGCUGGCGAUCCAGAGCGAUGGCAAGAGGGGGAGCAAAGUUUUCAUGUAUUACCUUGAUAACCUGGAUUGCCCAAAAGGAGUUCCUACCUACUUGAAAAACAUGGUGAAUACCUGUCAUAACUAUCCCAGGAGAUCCUAA